Molecule: messenger RNA, 1128 nt
Organism: Alosa sapidissima (American shad)
Lineage: Eukaryota; Metazoa; Chordata; Actinopteri; Clupeiformes; Clupeidae
Product: testis-expressed protein 26-like
Exons: 7
Coding region: 129-998 (289 amino acids)
Cellular component (GO): cytoplasm
Source: RefSeq, a predicted model, not a curated record
AAUUAGCACUGUGUUUGGGCCGAACCUUUUUCCGAACGUCUUGGAGGACAUGGUAGAGGACACACAGCAGUAGAGAGGAGGACGAAAUGUAGGUUAGUCCCAGGAGUUUCCCCUGACCCUAAGUAACCAUGGACCAUUCAGAUGCAAAGCAGUGGGAUCCAUACCAGACAUCUCACAGACGUGACUUUGUUUACCGACCCAACUCUUCAGAGCCCGUUUACGGCACUUCAACUUCAAAGGUUCACAUAAAUCCAUAUACACUUGAUAAGCCUGUGGAUACAAAAACUGUGUACAAUGAGGAGUUCAGUUGGAAACCAACGUCCAAACCUGCUUUCAUAACUGGAACAGUUUCUGGCAACAGAAGAAACAAUCCCCACCCGAGUGAGUCUUUCAUGGUAUGGCGGCUGCCCAGAGGGCUAAGGUCUGCUUAUAAUGGAAAGCCUGGGACAAGCCUCCCCUCUGAGCAGCAGAUAACUGAUGCUCUUUCUGGCCAGUAUCGCUCUACGUACCGCACUGACUACUUGGGCAUCCCUCAAGGUGUCCAGAAACCCACUAAACUGAAACCUCUGAGCUUAGAGAAAAUGGUCUCUUACACCAUUGACACAGAGAUGCGCCACAAUUACUGCAAGCCGUCAAACAAGCCUGACCUCCAAGGCAAUACGACUCGUUAUGGAUGCAAUGCACUCCAUGGAGUUGCCCCAAAAGGAAUAGUCCCCACGGUGGUUCACAGUCACAUUAGGAACCAGGAGACCAGGAAGCAGCUGACAAGUUAUGACAUGCACUUUGGGGGAAAGACCACUGACAUUUCAGAAGUACUCAGAUCCCUUCAGCCACAGGAGUUGAAGCAGCUCUAUCAACAUCUUCCUCAAAAAGAUAAGGAUGCUGUUGAUGCUUUUCUGCUCAUGACCUCUCGUCGUUCUCAGGUAAAGAAAGGAAGCCGUUCCCCACACUCUCCUUGUAAGCCAGACUGGUUGUCAGCUUGGGCAGGGCCCCUGUGAAUGUUGCAUGACCCCCUCAUCUUAAAGUGACCCACAUGGACAAUGUCUGUGUGCUCGUUUAUGAGCAUAUAUACACAAGCUAGCAUUUGUGGUCUUCAUCCAUGAGAAAAUAAAGUAAUAAGACCAGUUA